GACCUUCCGUUGGACGACAGAUCCGAUGCAAUCAAACUCAGUUACCCUUUCGUGGCAUUCUUCAGUACGGUUCUCGUAGUACUUCGUAUCUGGAAUGACAUUAGGAUCAAGAAGCAAGGGUAUGUCUGCGCUCUCGUUGGAACAACGUUUGGCUAUAUAUCAGCAUGGAUUGGAGCCGGCAAGCAUGCUUGGGACCCGGCUGUCACCAGAGAUGAUCUCACAAAGUACUUGGAGUAUCUCUGGUUUGACCAAUACUUCAACCUGACCGCGAUGGCGGCACUCAAAUUCAGCAUUUGCGCGUUCAUGCUGAAGCUCAACUUCUCGAAGACAUACCGAAUGUUCAUCUGGUUGACAGUCGUUGUUCAUAUCGGGUUGAAUGUUAUUUUCCCAUACAUUAUCUUGUUUGGGGAAUGCGAUCCGAUUGCAAAGCACUGGAAUCCAAAAUUGCCAGGAUACUGCUGGAGUGCUAAACCUCAAAUGACAUCGGGAUACCUCGGUGCUGGUUCGAACAUUGUAUCAGAUCUUUUAUACCCCUGCGCCCCUCAUCUACAUCAGAAAAGCGCAGUUGCCCAGACGAGCGAUGUGGGGCAUACGAGUAGUGUUCUUGCUCGGACUAAUCGCAACUAAUAUCUCCACCGUCAAGCUCUACGAGAUCAAAGCCCUGAACGAAUCCAAGGACGUCGCCUACGAAGGCGUCAACCUCUCGAUUAUCAGUAACAAAAGUGUUUGUCGGCACACUGGCGGCCAGUCUGCCUCCUCUCCGCCUUCUCUUCGAGAACCUGCUCAACAAAAUCCUCCCAGAGAAUGCUACGAGCAAAUCGCACGUGAACAGCUAUGUGCUAUCGGAGUACGGCAUCAACACGAACACGAGAAGAACGAAGCGUGAGGACCAUGAGUCUGAUAACAGCAGCGAGACGACGCCAUCACCACCCGUUGCACAACACAAAAAUGAGGCUGUAGAGCCACACAGAAAAGCUAUUAUCACAGGAUAUUUUGGUGGAGCAUUCUAUAAACCUAUGUGACCAACCUUUCUCAUACAUAUUGCUGCGGAAGCUUAGAGGUGCGGCCGCGGGAGGUAGUUGUGGGAGCUUCCCGGAGUAGGCUUGCAGCAGCA
Molecule: messenger RNA, 1114 nt
Organism: Macroventuria anomochaeta
Lineage: Eukaryota; Fungi; Ascomycota; Dothideomycetes; Pleosporales; Didymellaceae
Exons: 4
Source: RefSeq, a predicted model, not a curated record